GAUCGAAGAUUCGGCCUUGUAGGGUCGUCUUCACUGUUAAAGUUCUGAAGCUUCACCUCGAGACCUCGAAUCGAAGAUGGAGUGGAAGGAGGAAGGCGAGAAACGUCCUCUAAGCCAGCGGCCGGAAUGGUCGGACGUCACUCCGGUCCCGCAAGACGACGGUCCGAAUCCGGUAGUCCCCAUCGCCUACAAGGACGACUUCACUGAAACCAUGGACUACUUCCGAGCCGUCUACUUUGCUGACGAACGAUCUCUCCGUUCUCUUCACGUUACCGCCGAAGCCAUCCACAUGAACGCCGGCAAUUACACGGUAUGGCAUUUUAGGCGCCUAAUACUUGAGGCACUUAAUGCUGACUUGCAUGAGGAACUGAAUUUCAUCAAAAAGGUGGCCAAUGGUAACCCCAAAAACUACCAGAUAUGGCAUCAUCGGCGCUGGGUUGCUGAGAAAUUGGGAAGUGAUGCUACGAGUAAGGAACUUGACUUCACUAAGAAGAUACUCUCCCUUGAUGCUAAAAAUUACCAUGCAUGGUCCCAUAGGCAGUGGGUUCUUCAGGAACUAGGAGGAUGGGAAGAUGAACUUGCCUAUUGUAAGCAGCUCCUUGAAGAUGACAUUUUUAACAAUUCUGCUUGGAAUCAGAGAUAUUUUGUUAUAACAAAAUCUCCCUUCCUGGGAGGCCUGGAAGCCAUGAGAGAGUCUGAAGUGAAUUACACUGUUGGAGCCAUUAUAGCCAAACCUGAAAAUGAAAGCCCAUGGAGAUACCUCCGAGGCCUUUAUAAAGAUGACGCCCAAUCUUGGGUAAAUGAUCCUCAAGUCUCGUCUGUGUGUUUGACGGUUUUGAGUGCCAAACGAAACACAGUGUUUGCCCUGAGCACACUGUUGGAUCUUCUGUGUCAUGGUUUCCAACCAAGCCAAGACUUCAUCAAUGCCGUGGACGCACUGAAGACCCCAGACUUGGAUCAGUCUGAUUCCAACUUGGCAACAGCGGUCUGUUCAGUCUUGGGACACAUGGAUCCAAUGAGGGUAAACUAUUGGGCAUGGCGCAAGAACAAGCUCCCUGCUCAAACAGCUUAGGAUCAGGGCAGGCAAAGGAUGUGCUGUGAUUGUGAUUUUCCCCUAUCCCUUGAUGUGCUGUUUUGGCCAUCUAAGUUCUCGUGGUCUGUAUGUUGUAUGAGUUUACAAACCCAACUCCAUGCUGAGCAACUCCAUGCUGAGCAAUAAUUGCCAUCUAUCUGGAACAUCAACAGCUUAUGUUUACUCUUGUUUCAACUACUGACACAUUUUUACCAGGGCAUGUUUUUGUCAUCA
Molecule: messenger RNA, 1306 nt
Organism: Vitis riparia (riverbank grape)
Lineage: Eukaryota; Viridiplantae; Streptophyta; Magnoliopsida; Vitales; Vitaceae
Product: protein farnesyltransferase/geranylgeranyltransferase type-1 subunit alpha
Exons: 5
Coding region: 77-1072 (331 amino acids)
Biological process (GO): protein farnesylation; protein geranylgeranylation
Cellular component (GO): protein farnesyltransferase complex; CAAX-protein geranylgeranyltransferase complex; cytoplasm
Molecular function (GO): CAAX-protein geranylgeranyltransferase activity; protein farnesyltransferase activity
Source: RefSeq, a predicted model, not a curated record